GUGUUGAAGGUUGGGCGUGACGGUGCCUGAGGGUGGCCAAUAGUGGGGCAGCUGGAGACGCGCCUCACGGUGGGUUUGUGUGAGUGCCUUUAAUGCCCUGCCGGAGUGCCAGGGACAGUGCCGGGCGUGCACUGGCUGGAUAACUGCUCAGGUGAGGCCUCCCUGCCUGCCCUCCUGCUGCUGCGGCGCCAAGCGGGCAGGUUCCGUGCCUGUCCCGAGUCUCCGGAUGCCACGCUCGGGGUAGUGACGAGGCGCAGCGCAGCGGUGCCAACGCGGCUGUGCGGAGGACGUGGAUAACGGCGCCGGCGGCAGCAGUGGGAAACAGCAGGAGGGUGAAGUCCCUCGGGCGCGGGCAGGAGGUGAGCCCCCCCCCCAGGCAACCAUGGGGCGGGGGGGCGUCGUGGGGGGUAGGUAGUGGCCAGCAUGGCGCACCUCCACGACCAUGAUCACGACAACGAUGACAUCGAAAGGGAGUUGUACCAGCUGGGCCUCACCGACACUCCACCGCCCCCGCCGCCCGCUCUCCGCGGCGCCCUCCCUGCAGCCUGGCCGCCCGCGCCCUCCGCCCGAAGUCGUUCCGCCCCAUCCAUUCAAGAAGACUCGUUUGUGGAUCCUCCAGUGGGCGUUCACCCCCUACCUCCGACGGCCCCUCUGACCCAGCAUGUCUUCGCUACCGGCGAUUUGGGCGGCAGAGCCCGGCUUGGUCUGUGGGGCGGCGCCCCUCCACCUCGGUUUGCCGUGCACCACAGCCUUACCAACCUGUCCCUUGACAAUGUGGGUCACGCCAACCAGCCUCCCGCCAACCCCAAUCCCGCCCCCACCCCAGGCCCGCCACCUACCGUUGCCGCCGCCGCCGCUGCUGCUGCUGCGCUCUAUAACGGCGCCCUGGGACCCACCGGGGGGGAGGAGCCGCCUGAUGCUACGCUGGCGGACCUACCUGCGCUGACCACGGCGGCAGCGGCGGCGGCGGCGGCGGCGGCAGUGACGGCAUGGGGUUAUGACCCUGGAGGAGUGCAUUACCCGGGACACGUGAUGCCGCAGGACUUCAACACAUUGCCGCGUGGGCCAAGAGGCACCUCGCCGCACCCCGAUCUCACUGAUGAGGAUGAGGAGCGGCUGGCGGCACUGGUGGCUAGCGUGGAGGCGGCGCUGCGCAGGAUCCACUCCGGACUGCAGGAGUCCUACAUCAAGUACGAAAACCCUGACGACGAGCAGGACCCGCCGCCCCCCCAGCCCGUCACGGCCAGUCUCAGGGACCCGCCGCCCUCCCCAGUGCCCCCUCAUGAACCUGCGGGCUCUCCGCCUCCCCCAGCCAGCCCUCCGGCGCCCCUGGCUCCAGGGCCUCCACCUGGAGGGAUCGGAGUGGGCGCACCUCGCCUUGUGGGACCAGACAAUGCUUCGCUUCUAUCGCGGCAGCUGGGUUUCAUUCCCAUCCAGGAAGGCGCCCCCCAACCUCCACCACCACCUCCCCGCCCCGUUGAGCAUCAUAAGCCCCACCACCACCAUCACCAUCACCAUCAUCAUCACCACAGGCUCAGCAAGAAGGUCAAGAAUCAUAAGUCCAAGGUGCUACUCUCUGGGCUGAUGAGCUGUCCUGGGCCGGGCUUUAGGCUGCUGCACCUCAGGCGAGACCCUGCGUCGGGCCAGGGCUUCGGUUUCUCCAUCAAGGGCGGACGCGAGGCCGGCAUUGGCGUGUACGUGUCGCGCGUGGAGCAGGGCGGCUCGGCGUGGCGGGCGGGGCUGCGGCCUGGGGACCUGCUGCUGGCCGCCGACAACACCAACUUCUCGUCCGUCACGCACGCCGAGGCCAUCGCUCUCCUGAAGUCCGCGGAGGAGGUAACGCUGACGGUGGCGACGACGAGUCAGCUCCCGGCGACGGUGGUGGUGGCACAGACCUACUCCUGGGUCACCGCCGACGGCCGCGCCACCUCCCCGCCGCCUGAGUACAACCCGCGCCUCCACCACCACCAGGUCUCGACGGUCGAGGUAGAGGUGGUGGGGUCGGAGUCCCUGGGUCUUAUGAUCAGAGGUGGCGUCGAAUACUCGCUGGGAAUCUUCAUCACCGGAGUGGACCAGGACUCGGCUGCUCACAAGGCCGGCCUCAAGGUAGGCGAUCAGAUCUUGGAGGUGAACGGCGAAAGUUUCCUGGCCGUCACUCACGACACUGCGGUCAACAUCCUCAAGUAUUCCCGCAGCCUCCGCCUGUGUGUGCGGCGCGUGGGACGAAUUCCUCACUCCUGCACCACCUACGACCGCCGCUCCUGGCCGCCCUCCGUCAAGAAAGACGACGGGAGGUCCGCCGAAAACAUGGAGGCGACGCUGGCGAUGAUUGAGGAGAAAUCGGAGCGAGUGUUGACCAGGGCUGCCCACGCGAGGCUCCGGGAGGUGGUGAGUGACUACGCGGCGGGCAGGGUUCCCAUCCACCACCUGCUCACCAUCGCCAACGACCUCCUCACCUCCCCCGACAAGCUGAGUCUGCUGACGGAGCUGCGGGAGGCGGUGCGGCCCGAGGACCAGCCAAUGUUCGAUGCGGCGGUGUUCCGCGGCGCCGCCAGGCCCCGGGAGAAGACAUCCGCGUACGGGGAACCACAAGUCUCCAAUUUGGAUGAUUUCAUCGACUACUUCAACAACCGAAUGGAAACCCAGGGUGGUGGUGGUGGUGGUGGCGGUGGUCAAGUUGGCCCGGAGGAGACAGCGACCCUGGGCCACCCUCCUGUGGACCACGGCAGAGGAGAGGCAGGCCACGCCAUCCGUGCUUCACCGCCUAGCGAGGACUCCGGCGUGGAACUGAGCAAUGGAGGGAGAAAACGAAGCAGCAAAGGCAAAAGAGAAAACGGCAAGGAAGGGGUGACUUGGGCAGACGACGCCGCCAACAAUCGAGUGAUCGCCAAGAGCCAGGAGUUCGAUGGCGGGGACUCUGGUAAAGGAAGAUACGAAAGUGUUGGAGGGGAGGUUGAUGAGCGUCACUCCCCUCGCCCUCACCCCAAUCAACACCACCACCACCACCACUACGCCGCAAGUCAGCCCGAACAGGAAAAGAUACUGGUUAAGAGGUUCUCUGAGAGACAGUUGCCAAAGCUCCACGAUGUGUUGGGCGGUGCUAAGCAGCAGCCCCGCCGACACAGCCACACGGGGGACGCGGCGGCCCUCGGCAAGGCUCUGGCCAAGCCGCCGGGCUCCCACCACCACGCCCACGGCCCGCGCUCUGGCCACACCCGCAAACAGUACGAUGACUUUGAGCGGCCCUCGGGAAGUAGGGGUCGUGAGGAGUACGAAGGGAUGACGUCUUCUCCGUCCCGUGCAAGGUCUUCCCCACGCGGGAGGGAGGAGUACGACCCUCAAGGGAUGCUGAGGGACGACUACGACUCGUCGCCCCAAAGGGUGAGGCACGACUAUGACCAUUCGUCUCAGUCUAGAGUUAGAAAUGACUAUGACCAGGCAAGGAACGACUAUGGGGAGUACGAGAGAGCGAGAACGAGGGAGGAGUACGAGCGACACUCCCCACAGACCCGCGCCAGGGACUACUCCCCGUCGCGCGGCCUCAAGGACGACUACCCCUCCCUGGAGGAAUACGAAAGCUCCCAGACCCCAAGGAGGAGGGAGGAUGUAGGGGAGAAUGGAGGCGACGAGGACGAAGAAAUUGACUUUGACCUUGAGGAGACAACCACGACCCCCACCGCCCCCUCCUCCGUCAGGGUCCUCGACGACUACGGAGACAGCAGACUACGGAGCGACUUCGACUAUGACCCCGCGCAGUCAAUCCGCCGCAUAGACGAUUACUCUCGGCGUGAAGACUAUCCCCACAACACCCACGUCCACCACCGGUCCCUCCAGCACAACAACGGUGAGGACGACGACUACCGGUGCCCCGAGGGAGACUAUGAAGGGUACGGGCGUCACUACCGGGAUAUGAUGGAGCCCGCCUCACCCAGCCUAAGGAGCCACCGCCACCUCCACCCCCACCACCACCAUCAACAUCAACACCACCAUCAUCACCAUCCCACCGACAGUCGACAAGUGUGCGGGGACGGCGGAAGUGUGGGCGGCGGGGGAAGCGGCAGCGGGGGCGGCUCACCCUCGUCUCCUGGGGGAAAGGUGAACAGCGCCCCUCCCAGCAUCGACGACUCAAGGGACGACACACACACACCCUUUGCCUGCAGCAGGGGCCGACGGACCUCCCUCGUGGUGAGUGACAGCCAGGGACGGUUUCGCGUGGUGGUCAAGAAAACGCGACCCAACCUGGGCAUCGCCAUCGAGGGGGGCGCCGACACCAAGCAGAAGCUGCCGCGGGUCAUCAACAUCGCGGCCAACGGGGCGGCCUUCGAGGCGGGCGGCCUGAGGGUGGGACAGCUGAUCCUGGCGGUCGACGGACAGAAGCUGGACGGUCACAGCCACGAGGAGGCGGCCCGUCUCAUCGCCGGGUGUUGGGUGAGCCGCUCCAGACCCGAGGUGGAGUUCAUGGUGGCUGAGAGGAAACAGACGGCCGCUGAUGUCCGCCGCUCCUCCAUCUCUCUUCUCUCCCAAAUGUGAAAAACAAUCCUUACCCCUUGCCCCUUGGUCGGUUCAUGUAUCUGUGCUUCCCUUGCGGCCCUACACUUUAGCUUGCUGCCUUUGUUCUGGUGCGUUCUGUGGCCAUGGGCGUCGAUCGAGGCGAGUGUUCUGAGGGCGGGAGGUGGGACGAAUGGAGGCUGCGAUAAGAGUUGCUUCUCCGCGUCGCUUCGUGCUGAUUGCUUGCGUGCCUGCAUAAUGGUUAACAUAGGUCAUAAGUAUUUAACUAAAGUAAUAAGUAUACCACAAAUGAAACCAGUGAGGGUAAAAGAAUGAGUAAGGCAGGAAGACCGGAAAGAAUAAAAGUAGAACAUCAAAGAAAAUAAAAAUGGAAGGUUGUGAGUAAAGUUUGCAUUUCUGGUUACACAAGGAAUAUUGAUGCACCUCAGAGUCACAAGUUACGAGAAGUUUAGCCAUGACGAGGCGGUUUUUUUCUUAUCAGUGUUCCUAGUGUGAUCGACGCCCAUGCUGCAGCCCACCACGAUGAUCAAGCUCUGGGCCUGUUUUCUCGCUCUCGUAGAAAGGCAAGUGAGUAGGGUUGACAGGGAAGAUGUAACAAUAUAGUAACCAUACUAACCCAAAGGCAAGAACUAACGAAUGUGUGGACGUAUACCAGCCAAACUAACAUCACCUUGGUAGAGUACGGGAUGCACAUCUUACACACUAACAGGUGUUUCGAUAAUCACUGCAUGGAGUCUUUUGUUCAUCAGCCAAAACAGACCCAAGUUCUCGGGGCAGUUUGAGGCAUGGUUUUUUUUCCAGAAAUGUUAAGCAGCACCGUCAGUCAUUCGUAUUGUAAAGUUAGGUAAAAAUCCUGCCUUUUUGAUAUCUCUUCUGCCAGUUUAAGAAAUUUAUACUGAGCUUGUACAGUAUACAUCUCUUAAAGUUCUAAGAAACGGGUUGAACGCCGUAGCAAUUGAUAAUAGUUCGGUCCGUGGCGCGUUCGUUGCCGGCGCGUUGGUCAAGGCGCACCGAGACCACGUCAUGCCAGGCACAACUCCACAACCAAACAUUACACGACGGACAGCAAAAUUUACGUGUGAUUACAUACCUCAACUAUGCACUACUACACUGUACAUACGAACUGACGCAGAUAAGACUUCCGUGAGGUUGGUAACUGCUCGAGUUCUGGACAUUUUCUAUGCAUUUCUGCAAGCGAGGUCAGUCACGACGGGGAGGUGCCACUGUUAGAGGUGCUGAAUCGAUGAUAUUUCAGCGUUGCAAAUGCUAACUUGCCCCAUCCGUACCAGUCAUUUUACAUUUUUUUUUUUUUUUUUUUUUUUUUUUAAUAAUGCUCGGUGAGACUAAAUGAGACGAGAUGCUCCAGAGGAUCGGCGCGACAUGUAUGGAAGCACACACUCCCUCUGCGGUGAGGAACGCUCUGCCCCUCCUGGCUCUCGUGGCUGUGAAGUUGUUCCUGUAGCCCACCGAGCACUCGUCUGACUAAGAAACACAUGUAUGACGCAUGUCUCGGAUGAUAAAG
Molecule: messenger RNA, 6031 nt
Organism: Eriocheir sinensis (Chinese mitten crab)
Lineage: Eukaryota; Metazoa; Arthropoda; Malacostraca; Decapoda; Varunidae
Gene: dysc
Exons: 15
Coding region: 424-4530 (1368 amino acids)
Cellular component (GO): cilium; plasma membrane; stereocilia ankle link complex
Molecular function (GO): protein binding
Source: RefSeq, a predicted model, not a curated record